AUGGUCGGAAUUGGUCCCAAGCAGCCUCCGUCCCGCAAGGGUUCGAGGCACGAGCUGCCCCAGAAUCUCCUGGGCCCCAUCAAGGAUUUUGAAGAUCAAUUCACCGUGGACAGCAAGAAGCUGAAGGAGAUUGUGGCUCACUUUGUGAAGGAGCUCGAGAAAGGUCUGACUGUCGAGGGCGGUAACAUUCCGAUGAACGUGACCUGGGUGAUGGGCUUCCCCGAUGGCAACGAGCAGGGCACUUUCCUCGCCCUCGACAUGGGCGGCACCAACCUGCGUGUGUGUGAGAUCACCUUGACUGAGGAGAAGGGUGCCUUUGAUAUCACCCAGUCCAAAUACAAGAUGCCUGAGGAGUUGAGAACCGGCACCGCCGAGGAGUUGUGGGAGUACAUUGCCGACUGUUUGCAGCAAUUCCUUGAGUUCCAUCACGAGAACGAGGAUCUGCGCAAAUUGCCGCUGGGCUUCACCUUUUCCUAUCCGGCCACUCAGGACUACAUCGAUCACGGUGUCCUGCAGCGGUGGACCAAGGGUUUCGACAUCGAUGGUGUGGAGGGCCAGGACGUCGUCCCUCCCCUCGAGAACAUUCUCAAGAAGCGAGGCCUCCCAAUCAAGGUUGCUGCCCUGAUCAAUGACACCACCGGUACCCUCAUUGCCUCCUCUUACACCGAUGCUGCCAUGAAGAUUGGCUGCAUCUUCGGUACCGGUGUGAACGCCGCCUACAUGGAAAAUGCGGGCUCGGUGCCCAAGAUUGCCCACAUGAACCUUCCCCCCGACACCCCAAUCGCCAUCAACUGCGAGUAUGGUGCCUUUGACAACGAGCGUGUCGUUCUCCCCCUCACCAAGUACGAUGAGAUCAUCGAUCGUGACUCACCUCGUCCCGGCCAACAGGCCUUUGAGAAGAUGACCGCCGGUCUCUACUUGGGCGAGAUUUUCCGACUGGCUCUACUGGACCUGAUCGACAACAAGCCUGGUCUGAUUUUCAACGGCCAGGAUGUCUCCAAACUCCGUAAGCCUUACCUGCUCGAUGCUUCGUUCCUCGCUGCUAUUGAGGAGGACCCCUACGAGAACUUGUCCGAGACCGUUGAGCUCUUUGAGCGCGUGCUUAACAUCCUGCCUACGCAACCUGAGCUGGAGAUGGUCCGUCGUUUGGCCGAGCUGAUUGGUACCCGUGCUGCUCGUCUGUCUGCCUGCGGUGUUGCCGCCAUUUGCACCAAGAAGAACAUCGAGUCUUGCCACGUUGGUGCCGAUGGCUCUGUGUUCACCAAGUACCCUCACUUCAAGGCCCGCGGUGCCGUGGCUCUGCGACAGAUCCUUGACUGGGCUCCUACCGAGAAGGACAAGGUGGAGAUCUUGGCCGCUGAGGAUGGUUCCGGUGUGGGUGCUGCCCUCAUUGCGGCUUUGACUCUGAAGCGUGUCAAGGCGGGCAACUUGGCUGGUAUCCGAAACAUGGAAGACAUGAAGACUCUUCUGUAA
Molecule: messenger RNA, 1473 nt
Organism: Penicillium diatomitis
Lineage: Eukaryota; Fungi; Ascomycota; Eurotiomycetes; Eurotiales; Aspergillaceae
Product: putative hexokinase Kxk
Exons: 5
Coding region: 1-1473 (490 amino acids)
Biological process (GO): glycolytic process; glucose 6-phosphate metabolic process; intracellular glucose homeostasis
Cellular component (GO): cytosol; mitochondrion
Molecular function (GO): ATP binding; fructokinase activity; glucokinase activity
Source: RefSeq, a predicted model, not a curated record